Molecule: messenger RNA, 1709 nt
Organism: Pogona vitticeps (central bearded dragon)
Lineage: Eukaryota; Metazoa; Chordata; Lepidosauria; Squamata; Agamidae
Source: RefSeq, a predicted model, not a curated record
CUCGGGUCGCCACGGCAACAGGCAGCGCGUCCCGCUUCGGAUUCCCGGGCCUUCCCGGCCAAGGAGGGCGGCGGGAGGACGACGGAGUGGAGCCGAAUGGCGCGGGAGGUGAAGGGACCCAAGCCGUUCUCGAUCGCCUUCAGGGCCACAUUUCCCAAACCAAAUGUCGCUGCAAAGCAACUUAUAUCCUGGAGAAAUGAAGAACAAAAGCGCCAUGAAGCUGCAAUGUAUGCCAAGGCCCAUCUCCUCGGCCGUCAGAUCAAUGAAAGGGAAGAGCUGGAUGAACGCAGACAGCUGGAUCGGCUUGUCCAGAAGAGGGUUGAUGCUGAAAUGCAGGCCUAUUUAGCAGGAGAAGAAGAGAGGAGGGAGAGGCUCCGGGAUCUUUUGGAAGCUGAGGAAAAAGCCUACCUUGCUGAAAUAGAAUUGCAGGAAGAAACCAUGGAGGAUAGGCGAAAGGAAAUGAGAUUGCGAGCGAAACAGCUGAGAGACAAAAGGGAAGAAGCCAGAAGGAAGGUGGUGGCAGAAAAAAAGGAACAGCAAUUCAGAGAAUCCUGUGAGGAGCUGCGGACCCAGUGGAGCAAGAAACAUCUGAUGGAGGUUUGUGAAGACCGAAUGGCCCAGUUGGCUUUAAAGGAGGAACUGAAAAAGCAAAAGCAGAUGGAAGAAGCAACCUAUCUGGCACUCUGGGAAGAGGACAGGUUGGCCAAGGAAAAACGGGACAUGGAGGAAGCCCAGAAAAGACAAAAAGAGGAAGAGGAACGGCUUCUGUUUAAACUAGAGGAUGAACGAGCUGAGAUGGAGAGACGUCGGAAGCUGAGAGAAUGUAGAGACAUGCUGCUAGAUUCCAUGGAGGAGAAGAGGAAGCGUCUCAAUGAAGCCAAGCAGGAAGAGCUGGCUUUAGAUAUGAAGAUCCUGGAUCGCAUCCUGCAAGAAUCUCAGGAAGACACUGAGGGCCAAAAGCAACGAAAAAAAGAGCUCUUUAAAGAGCAGCAGCUCUAUCGGGCGUACUUGGCACAACAGAUGGAGGAGGAGAAACAGCGGGAAAAAGAACUGGACAAGCUGCGGGCCGAGGAGACCGCGAAGAUGUGGGCAGAGAGGGCUGCCAAGGAGAAGGCCUUAAAGGAUGCCAGAGAGACCUUGCUGAGGGAGGUCCUGGAUACAAGGCGGCUUCAGAUUGAGGAGAAACUGCAACGAAAUGCCCAGGAACAAGAGGCACUUGCUCAGGACAGGGAGCUGUUGAAUGCAGCCCUUCUAGAAUACAACCGUCUGGAAGAGGAGAGAUAUGCAAGGCGCCUACGACAGGAAAAGGAAUAUCGGGAAGAACUCCAAACUCAGUUCAGUCACAUCAAGCAAAGGCAAGAGGCUGAGAAGGAAGAAGAGCGCCGUGAAUAUGAGAUGGCACUCGAAGCAGAGAAGCUUUAUCAGCAAAAGAUAGCAGAUGUCCUGUCAAGGCCUUACAUGAAAAUGAAGGAUAUCCAUCCCUUACGAAGGCACCUUGUCCGUAGUGCUCCAUCUUAGUAGAGCUGUUAUGCAUGAAUACAAUAUAUAUUUAUAGUUCACUGCAUUUGCUGUAUUUGUAACCAUCAACUAGCAGUUCAACAAAUGCAUUCUGAUCGGGAAAGGUAAUGGAUAAGACAUAAGAACACUUCCUUAAAGAGAACAUGUUUUCUACUUCUUUUCCCUUGCUGUUUAAAUAAAGGAUAUAGAAU